GUUGCGAGCCACAGCCUCUGUUGGAGAAAGACACCAACCAACAGAGGGGGUUUACGCACACACACACACACACACGCACACACUCUGACGGGAGUUUCAGUUUGCAGCAGUGACGUACUGUGAGCUCACUGAGCCAGCUCAGUGUUUAUGUCUUUUUUUCACACACACGAGAGGAGCCAGAUAGAGGGGCAACCUCGUUUACCGGCUUUGUGGUUUUUAUCAUUCCUCAAGCGUUUAUUUUAACUCAGUCCACUACAGCUGAUGAUGCUCGUGUCUGAACUCUGAUUUCAUCCCCAAUUAUUCACCAAACCGAUCAUAUGCACAUAGAAGAAUACAUUGAAGAAGAUGAGGAACCACCUUUGCUGCUCAGCUCUUGUCCUUCUCACGGUGCUCGGCUGUGGUGGGACUGCAGCAGUGCAGUGUCGGUGGGGGGAAGGGUGUGUGUGUCUGCAAUGCCCUGCUGGCCAGGAGCCUUCAAAGGCUUGUGGACAGAUCCAAAGUCCAACAGAGGAAGUGCAAUGCCGAAUAUGUCCUGCUGGAAACUUUUCAGAUGCAUUUGAUUCUGAACUUUGCCGUCCACACGCCUCCUGCAAGAUCCUCGGCCGUGAAGUUACAACCCCUGGCACUGCAACCUCUGAUGCCGUCUGCGGUGACUGUCUGCCUGGGUUUCACUCCAGUGUCAUAGGGGAAGUUUCUACCCAAAAUCCCUGUGUGAAAACAUCUUUGCAUGUCAGGACAGUGCGAACAGUGGGCAAAGGUCCAUCCAGUGGUGCGGGAGGGCCAGUCAACGGCACAGUGGUACGCAGCGCUGAGGAGAAGACAGCGGAGUACGCCGUGUUUGCUUUGGUGCCUGUUUUCUGCGUGAUGGGCCUGUUGGGCAUCCUCAUCUGCAACAUCCUGAAGAAGAAGGGAUACCGCUGCUCUGCUGACAAAGAGGGAGGAGAUGAAGAAACUGCCACACCCCAGAAAGAAGGUAACAGCUGUCCCUACAUUUCAGACGACCUGAAUGAAGACACCAUCAGCGUGUUGGUUCGCCUCAUUACUGAGAAGAAAGAAAAUGCUGCUGCACUAGAGGAACUGCUGCUGGAGUACGAGAGCAAACAGAUGGCCCUGAGCAAAGGCUCUUCAAUCAAGUUCCCGAUGCUGUCUCCCCUGUCCCCAUUCCGCUCCCUCCCUAGGCUGUGCCCCCAUCAGUCCCACCUCCACACCAUCUCUGGCCUCUCCGGCCUGGCCCCCAAGCACGGCUACCGCUGCACCCGCUGCGCCCAGAGAAAAUGGCCCCCUGUCCUCAUACCUCCCCUGGACUCCCUGAAAGAUCCCCUGAAGCCCCCCCAGACCCUUAUCCUGCCCUCCCUGGACACAUCCGCCGACCAGCAGAAGAGACCCCUGCUGGGAGGAGUGUUUGUCGAUACCCAUCAUACACAAGCUGCUGUGCCAAAUGCUGUCCUGGAAAAAGUGGAAGGAAGUGAAGUGCAGGAGAGGAAGGAGGGAGAGCUGACGGUGUUGUCUGUGGGGAGAUUUCAAGUAGCUCAGAUCCCAGAGCAGAAGCCCGUCAUCGUGGAAACCAAGAGCAACCAGGAGCAACGAAACUCCCUGUUUGGAGGGAGACCCUUCUCCUGCUCCUCUUCUUCAUCCGGCAUCAGGAGGUGAAGAGACAGAGAGACAGUGUACGAUAACGCUACCUCGCUGAAGUUGACCUCAUCAAUCGCUGACGACUUGAAAGCUGGCAGGGAGGGCGUUUCUAGACAACCGACACCACGAAAACUACAAGAACCCCCUCCUGCGGCAAGAAGUUGUUCCUAUUUAUGCGAUAAGAGGAUUAUAACUAUAUUUAUUAUUACAUAAACAAACAUUGUACUUUACACACCGAACAUUGUAGAAGUUCAUCUUAAGGGAUAGAGUGGAGAGUAUGGGAGGAUGAGAGGAUAAAAACUAAGAAGAAAAGUUUGAAACAUAGAAUAAAAGCAUUCUUAGUUCCUGUAUCUGUGCUUCCAUGUAGAAAACAUACACACAGGGAUGAACCAUGUACAGGCUACACAUCUACGUGUACUCACUUCUGCUUGUACGCCCAUUAUAACACAUGCAUAGUCUUUCUUGUGUACGGUGAAGUGUGGAUGAAACACUGUGGAUCAUAGUACAUUAGUGACAGAAAGACAAACAACAGCUGAAACAAACUCAUUCAAGUGUGUGCAUUAAAAAAAAAAAAGAAGAAAAUCCAAUCAAGUGCCGUCUGACCAAAAGGUUGUUAUCAUUAGACUGACCAAAUCUGGCUUGACUAAAAAGCAAACAAACAGAUCUAUAUGAUUUUUGAUCAUAUGACACUUGAUUAAAGACCACAGUAGCACUACAGUAAGUAUUAUGUGGGGAAAAAAUGUUAUCAAAUUCUUUUUUUUUGUUUGUUUUUUAAUAUUUCACAAGUUUAGUGAUUUAAGCUUCCUUUUCUUCUGCUCAUGUAGGAAUUGCAGGUGAGUUGAGAUUUCUGACCUUGAAGAUGUUGAAUGUAGUCUUAAUAGAAGGAGCUCACUGCACUCACUGAGCUCACUUGAACUCAGUUAGCCUUUGAGUGUUUGAGUAUCACUCAUUCAGCAUUGACAACUGCCCGCAGUCAGAAUUGAUAAUAUUUCUAACUUCUACAGCUCUUGGACCAGGCCCAGGUAGGUGAUCAGGGGCCAAAAUGUGUUCUUAGACUGAUCGCCAACAUGGUAUCAUAACGCUACAUCCCAGUGGCAAUUAGAAGCUUUUCUUGUUUUUCAGUCCCGAGGUGAAAAUGGGGUAGACAUCAUUUUGUAGUAUAGAACAUGUAAAUGAAUGUAAAUAUGUAAAUAUGGGUGGGUGUAGAGAAACAGACCAUACAUGGUUUUUUUUUAAUUUUAGCAUAUAAGGUGAAAGACACUGCACCAGUGACUGACAUUUGUAAAAACUGGUAAACUGUAAACUAUCAUGCAUAUAAGUUGAAUCUCUGGUCAAAAUCAACAUAACACACAUGAUUUUCCACAAUCUGGGUACAACAUUUCAGUUGUUUUCUUUUGUAACACUUGCAGUUUUCCAUUUCUAAUCAUGAACUUUUAAAAACACACAUACAGCACACAAAGACAGACGCCAGUUAUGCAAUCUCAGUAGCUGUAAGAAACCACUCCUACAUAAACACACACAUGCACACAUUUGCUUUUUAUUGUUUAGUUAGGUUAUUGUUUGAGAUGCAGCUCAGUUGGCUUCAGUUUACAUCCACGUAGGGUUUUCAAGAGUGUACUAUAAUCAUAGAGGGUUUUUAGCUACUCAUUUUCAUAUUUUCUUAAUAUGUUAACAGGAACAUGACAACAUGCCUGGAGGACUGGAUAUUUAUUGGGUGUAGCAGUUACAUGUUUUCAUUUGAUCAGUUUUUUA
Scatophagus argus is the source of this 3384-nucleotide messenger RNA. It is a transcript of the gene relt, whose product is annotated as RELT TNF receptor. Gene Ontology annotation, biological process: apoptotic process. Gene Ontology annotation, molecular function: protein binding. The record is from RefSeq and is a predicted model, not a curated record. Lineage: Eukaryota; Metazoa; Chordata; Actinopteri; Scatophagidae. The transcript is spliced from 11 exons. The coding region runs from base 346 to 1650 and encodes 434 amino acids.